CUCUCAUUAUUCUUAUCACAAUAUUUGUCGGCCUACCAUAUGGAGAUUUGGAAGAGUUGGGUAUUGACUCGCUUUUAUUUAGUGUGAAUUUAACCUGAACAUACACGUGUAUUUUGUAAGCAAUGCCUAAGAAGGGUAUAAUAGAACUACAUUAGAGGUACGCUAUUUUCAAUCCUAAGAUAAUAUAUGAUGGCUCAAGCAGUUCAUUCUUCUGUGGUAUUAUCUUUGGACAAUGAAGUUCUUAGAUCACUUCUUGUCAACAGCUCUGUUCUUGUUCUAAAGAUGCUGUUCAUGUCCAAUUUAACUGGUUUAAAGAGACUUAAGUAUAAGGCAUUUAAUAAUGAAGAAGAUGCUAAACCACGACAUGUCAAGCCACAAGUAAAUGAAAAUGUGGAGAGAGUUCGAAGAGCUCACUUGAACGACGUUGAAAACAUUCCACUAUUCUUUGUAAUUGGUUCGAUUUAUACUUUAACCAAUCCAACAGUGUAUUUCGCAAAAUCUUUAUUUUUGGCAUAUACACUGGCAAGAGUCGGACACACUAUUGUAUAUGCUUUUGCUCCGAUUCCUCAACCAGCAAGAUUACUGUGUUGGAUGGUUGGAUACGGAAUAACUGGAUAUAUGGCCGUUGUCAGUUUGCUUAACUUUAUAUAAGCAAUCAUUUUUAGUAAUUUUGUGAUAAAAAAUUUCUUUAAAAGACAUAUUUUUAUAGUUUUGUAAAUAAAGAAAUUGGUUUUAUUUUU
Messenger RNA from Diabrotica virgifera virgifera (western corn rootworm), 740 nucleotides. RefSeq names its product microsomal glutathione S-transferase 1. Gene Ontology annotation, cellular component: membrane. The record is from RefSeq and is a predicted model, not a curated record. Bases 187 to 651 code for a protein of 154 amino acids. The transcript is spliced from 4 exons. Lineage: Eukaryota; Metazoa; Arthropoda; Insecta; Coleoptera; Chrysomelidae.